Aaosphaeria arxii CBS 175.79 is the source of this 738-nucleotide messenger RNA. RefSeq names its product 2,3-diketo-5-methylthio-1-phosphopentane phosphatase. The transcript has 5 exons. Bases 1 to 738 code for a protein of 245 amino acids. The record is from RefSeq and is a predicted model, not a curated record. NCBI's taxonomy places the organism in Eukaryota, Fungi, Ascomycota, Dothideomycetes, Pleosporales. Gene Ontology annotation, molecular function: magnesium ion binding; acireductone synthase activity.
AUGUCUGUCGCAUCCCUCGAUCGCGAACGAUGGGAGCGCACUGAGACGGUCGUCCUCGACAUUGAGGGGACCAUCUCAAGCAUCUCCUUUGUCAAAGAUGUUCUGUACCCGUACGCACUCGAUCGUCUCAGAACGCUCGCACGCGACUCUUGGUCUGAUCCAAGCUUCCAGGACCUCAUCGUGGGGUUCCCUGAGGAGACCAGGACAGAUGCCGAGACACUCAUUGCGCACGUCGAGGAUUUGACACGUAACGACAUCAAAGCAGUGUACCUGAAGCAGCUACAAGGUAAAUUAUGGAAGAUUGGUUAUAGCGAUGGUGAUCUUAAAACACCACUAUUCGACGAUGUGAUUCCCACCUUAGAGGCAUGGAAGAAUGCCGGCAAGACUCUAGUCAUCUUCUCCUCUGGCAGCGUCCAAGCCCAGCUUCAGUUCUUCUCAUACGUCCAAGAUGGCUCCGGCAGCACUCGGGAUCUCAAGCCUCUCUUCUCUGCACACUUCGAUACCGUUAGCGCUGGCUCCAAACUAGAAGCAACUUCGUAUGAGAAGAUCUGCAAAGAGAUAGGCAAACCCACGGCACAGGUGACCUUCUUAACAGACAACGUAAAGGAAGCCGUAGCCGCGACCGAAGCAGGCGUCCACACAAUCGUCGUCGAUCGUCCCGGCAAUGCACCCCUCAGCCCCGAAUCCAAGUCCCAGUUCGCGGUCAUUGAGUCCCUGGCCGACCUUCCGCGCUUGUAA